Molecule: messenger RNA, 1353 nt
Organism: Arctia plantaginis
Lineage: Eukaryota; Metazoa; Arthropoda; Insecta; Lepidoptera; Erebidae
Source: the annotation of a GenBank genome assembly
AUGCUGAGAGCAUUAAACCAAACGGAGAUGCCACUACGCGCAUUCUCACCUGCCAAAAUAUCAGCAGUUACGGACAAGAUGUCACGUUUAGAUGUGGUAAUAUUCGGUGCGACGGGGUUCACAGGAAAACGGACUGUUAUUCAUAUGGUGAACUUUGCAAAGAAGUAUCAAAUUGGCUCGUGGGGGAUCGCGGGACGAUCAGAAAAUAAACUUAAUGAUGUAAUCAAAGAAGCUUCUCAGAAAACUGCCGCAGAUCUGAGUGCUGUGAAGAUUAUAACAGCUGAUGUAGGCGAUGAAAAAUCUCUUAAGGACAUGUGCGUCCAGGCAAAGGUGUUGGUUAAUUGCUGUGGCCCAUAUCGAAUGUACGGGGAACCAGUCGUGAAGGCCGCCAUUGAUAGUAAAACGCACUAUGUUGAUGUUAGUGGUGAACCACAGUUCAUGGAGCUCAUGCAGUUGCGUUACGACGAGGCGGCGCGCGAGGCGGGCGUGUUCGUCAUCAGCGCGUGCGGCUGGGACAGCAUCCCCAACGAUAUGGGUGUCGUGUUCCUACAGCAGAACUUUGCAGGAACAUUAAAUUCAGUACGAUCAUACCUCCGCACGUACGUACCACCAGAGGUCAUGGCGAAGGCUGAGGGACGUGGACUCGUUAAUUAUGGCACCUGGGAGUCACUGGUCUACAGUGUUCACCACAGCAAUGAGCUGCGCCCACUGCGGAAACAAUUGUACCCCGAGGCCCUACCUCACUUCAAACCAAAGCUGACUAGGGCAUUGGUCCACAAGAAAGACGGUGAAGACUAUUACCUCCCAUUCCUGGGAGCAGACGAGUCCGUGAUCUACCGCUCACAGCGCUACAUGUACCAAUGGGAACAAAAGCGCCCCGUACAAUUCAAAGCUUACUUCAACUCCGGCAACUUCUUCCAAACGGGCCUGGCCAUCAUCGCAGCCAUGGUCUUUUUCGUGAUGGCCAAGAUCACAUUCACUAAGAACCUUCUUCUGAAAUAUCCUAAGUUUUUCUCGAUGGGAUACGUGACUAAGGAUGGUCCGACUGACAUUGUUAUGGAAAAUUCUUUCUUCAGUUUUGAUCUGAUCGGCGAGGGGUGGGACGUGGGAACUGAGGCUGAGGGCAAGCCCAAUAAGAAGGUUGUGGCUAAGGUGCGCGGCACCAACCCCGGCUACGGAGCCACGUGCGUGGCGCUGCUGUCCGCGGCCGUCACCCUCCUCACAGAGAGAGAGAAGAUGCCCCUCCCUGGCGGUAUCCUGACCACGGCAGCUGCGUUCAAGAACACGGACAUCAUCAAGAAAUUAAACGAAAAUGAUCUCACUUACAAGAUCACAGAGACCACCAAAAUAUAA